GCCGGAAGCAUUGCAUUGCCUUCCGUGCACAAGUACCUCGAACGUGGAUAAUCAUACGGACCUCUUGUCGUUAUGUCUUUCUGAUGCAUCAGCAUGUCUUUCUAUAGUUCGAAACCACUCGUCCCAAAGGUGGUAUGUUAUGUAUAUUACGCCGAUUUACAGUAUAUUUUUACAGGCUGAGAAACAUGAACCAGCUCAGGAACCGCCCCGAAAAUCCAAACGGAAGGGCUUAUUCGCGAAAAUGGGGAAGCGCUUAAGUCUUCCGUUUUUUAAGAGGAACCGUGGCAGAUGUCCGCAACCGAAAACUGAUCAAGCGUCCUCAGUGGAACAGGUGAAUCCCGAACCCAUUGAUCCAUCCAGUGCAAGUGCUCCAGUUCCUGGUGCAUCCCACUUAAGCCCUCGGGAUUCCGUCCCUAGUCGUCCUCCAUAUCCCCCUGCAUUCCAAGGGGAACUCUGCACUAAGCUACGAGCACGUGGGAGCUCCAACCACUCAAUAGAUGUCAGCAGUCCAUUACAGGCUGAGACUGAAGGCUCCUUGUCGGCGCAAAACGUAUCCCCGGACCUCGCUGGAAUGCAGCACAAAUUGGCGGUAGGUCGACAACGGAACCGAAGACCUCCAACACGCGGAGCUGCCAACAAAUCCUCAUCAUCCAAUGAAUCAAUGGAAAUCGCCAGUGAUCUGGAUGAUGAGGGGUGUAUCGCCUUCUUCAGCAGUCCGUCCGUCGUGUCAACAACUUUUUCCACUCCAAAAUUGGAAUCCAUUGAUGAAGAAUUGGUGUCCACCCAAGCAUCGCCAGAUUUAACUGAGGUUGCAUCAACAACUCCGCUUUUCAGUCGCGUCAAAGCACCUGCCAGACCACCUCAACCAGAUUUGACACCGCUAAUGGUAUCAGCUGAGAUGAUCACCGAACCGAAAAAAGCUUGUUCGCGUAGUCCGGAACCCAAGCAACAGCGGAUGUCUGGUGCUGGACUAUCGCACAAUGUCCAUCAUGUCAACGCGAUCCAGGAAAUAUUCCAGGAACUGGAUGUUUCUGAGCCCAGUGUCAGCGAUUCCCCGUCUCCCGCACCCGUUGUGGAUGACGACGAACCAGCACAACAACCACUGAAUGAAGAGAAAGAAAAAGAAACUGAAGCGAACCCUAGACGUUUGCGUUCUCUAUCUUCCUCCGAACGAGAUGACUUACUAAAACGUGCAUCCUUGCUUUCAAGCGGAUCUCGUGCUCCUGACUCUUUUAAGCGUCCUAUAUCCAUGUUUUCCGCUGAUCCUAUCGACCAGUCUCCUCUGGCUGGCAUGUAUCAUUCAUCCACUACGGAGAAGCGAGGCAGUACAAGUGAUGAAGAAAAAACAACAAAUAGCGCCGCCAAUUUUCGCCCAGAGGUCAAGUCUCCUCAUAGUGUAAGGCACUCUUUGCCUGCUCCUGAUGCUGUGUCGAAGCCGGUGAAUGGUAUCUGCAGUGGUGUUUCGGACGACCUCGGUUCAGUUUCUGACAGGGCAUCUGUUUUUGGAGCCCAUUUACAUUCACCCAAACCCAUUGCAGAUUCCCCCCGCCGUCGAUCCAAAGAAUCAACAAACAGUUCGAGUGAAGUUUCUCCUGAACCUGGUAAACGUGCCUCUCGUGUGUUGGACAUAGUGAAGAACUUUGAGAGCGGUCUAUGAUUCCCUACGUUUUCAUGAUUUGACAACGCACAAACGCGCUGAUCACGUCGCAGAACAACAGCGCCGCUAAUCACGGAGGAACUCUUCCGCGUGUGCCUAUUACCUGUUUGUUUCAAUCCAACGCAUCCGACUCCCUACUGUUCGGACACAAUCUGAUCCAGAUUUGUUACAUCUUUUACCCUAAUAUAUUUGUUUACUUAUUCUGCUCAGACCGAAAUUUUUCACUUUUUGCAACAGUCUUUUGCGUUUUUGUUUUUCUGCCUAUUUACUGCUGCCCAUGUGUAAUCGUCUGAAGAGCUUAUGUGCAUUUCAUUUUUUGUGCAGGUUCUUUUUGCCGGCGCUCACUCACCCUCAUUUACAAGUCCGCUGCAAGCUCCAAUCUGCAUCCAUUUUCCCUAAUCCCCAAGUCUCAAUUUUGUAAUCGAUGACCAAAUGAUUUGUGCCUUAAAUUCUAUCGCACGCCAAGUCAUGCGAAGUUUUGACCGAUUAUGCACCGGCAAUCUUGAUUUGUCAGUUUCCGGCUUAUAAAACGACAUUUGGUCGAGUUUUGAUGAGGUUGUUUUUUUAUUGCGUCUGCUUUCUUCAUAGAAAAUGGUUCAUAACAGUCAC
Molecule: messenger RNA, 2266 nt
Organism: Opisthorchis viverrini
Lineage: Eukaryota; Metazoa; Platyhelminthes; Trematoda; Opisthorchiida; Opisthorchiidae
Exons: 8
Source: RefSeq, a predicted model, not a curated record